Molecule: messenger RNA, 1000 nt
Organism: Asparagus officinalis (garden asparagus)
Lineage: Eukaryota; Viridiplantae; Streptophyta; Magnoliopsida; Asparagales; Asparagaceae
Exons: 5
Coding region: 11-793 (260 amino acids)
Source: RefSeq, a predicted model, not a curated record
AGGGUGUCGCAUGAAGUUUUCCAAGAGGCGAGCCUCGUUUCCACCGGCGUUAAAAAGAGGAGGCGGCCUGCACCCGAAAAGCCCAAGGCCCGGUUCCGGCAUGUCUCUCCGUCACCCUUCUCCUCCUCCUGCGUCUUCAUUCCCUCGUCUUCUCUUUCUCAAAUCAACCAAACUCCAUCGCCCUCGCCCUCGCAUUUCUCUUGCGAUCGGAUCCUCCGCUGAUUCUGCCGGCCUCUCUUCCACCGUUGGAUCUCCUCCGCCCAUUGAACUAUCUCAGUGGAGUCUCGGCCCCAGGCAUAUUCGUGUGCUCAAUGUCGCUGCUUGUGUGGUGGCAAUUUCUACAACGUGGCUGUUCUUCUCAGCAAUUCCAUCUCUCUUGGCUUUCAAGAGAGCUGCAGAGUCAAUGGAAAAACUGCUAGAUGUCACUGCUGAGGAGCUCCCUGAUACUAUGGCUGCUGUCAGGCUCUCCGGAAUGGAGAUCAGUGAGUUAACGGUGGAACUUAGCGACAUUGGUCAAGAAAUAACUCAGGGAGUCAGGAGGUCUACUCGAACAGUUAGAGUAGCUGAGGAUAGACUACGUCAAUUCGCUACUAUGGCUCCUACAGUACCAAUGCAGGUGCAAGUCCCCCCACGGGAUGAGACUGAGGACCCAGCAUUAGCUAGGACCGCAAGAAAUCUACGAGAGGGAAUCCUGAAGGGUCGUGCUCUUCUUGGGGUUAUAUUUGGUGUCACUCAAUUUUCUCGGUGGGCGAUGAACUUUAUAGGCACGCGUCAACAGAAGCGUUCACUCUGAUAGAAGAGAGAAGUGGUUAAAAUUUUGUAACUCCUGUGCUUCUUUUUAUGGGAUUAUUUCCUCUUGUUCAUAGCUCUUUUUUGGUAUGGAAAAUGGUUUUCUUUUCUAUAGGAAGUUCUCUCGUCUUUUGGUUUGUGGACAGUCAAGUAUGUGAUGAUGUCGUGCAACUAAUAGUCGAUGUUUUAACAUGAAAUUUUACACUUUCUA